GUACAAAGGUUGAACAAAAACAAAGUGCUGUUGCCUCACAUUAUUUCUUCUCAGUGCAUUGAAAAAUCACUUGGUGUACUGCCUCUGAGAAGCAACAGACAGGCUCUAAACAUGAAACUCUCUUGCCUCGUGAUCUGGGCUGGAACACUCUUUCUGAAUCCAGUCACUGCUGAGUGCAACACAGUUUCUCAAACUGUCACUUGUGAGGAGUCUGGAAAGAAUCUCUCUAAUAUCCCCACUAACCUCUUCCAAAACAUUACUAAAUUAAGCCUCAAAAAUAAUGAAAUCACUUUAAAAGAUAGUGACAAAGAGAUUCUUCAAAGUUUUAUUAACCUCACAGAACUUUAUCUGAAUGAAAACAUGAUCACUGUACUGUACAAUAACAGCUUCUGCAAUCUGACAAAACUUGUAACUCUGGACAUAAGCAAUAACCAUAUCAGCACAGUUCACAAAGCAGCAUUCGCAGGAUUAAAUCAACUCUCAGUGUUGAACCUAUCCUAUAACAGAAUUACCCAAUUACACUCAGAUGUAUUUACUUCUCUAAAAAGUCUGACAGUUUUAAAUCUACAGUAUAACCUUCUGAAAUAUUUUCAUAUAAAAUUACCUUUCAAAUUGACUAAAAUUGGUUUAACUGGAAACCCAUGGAUCUGCUCCUGUGACCUCCUUGAUUUACAAAUGUGGCUAACUGCCUCCAGCGUGAUAAUGGAAAAUGAAAACAGCACAACGUGUACGGUGCCAAACACCAAGGAAAAAUUCCCCAUCAAGACAGUAGCUAUCCCAUCAGCUGACUGCAAAACUGAAGCCUCUCCUUUAGAAGAUGCCAUCGUAACUUCCACUUCUGCUGUUAAGCUUAAAAGUAGUGUCUUAGUAACAUUUUUGACUACAAACGACACGACUGGAAACAACGGAACACGUGCAGAGUUACCACUUGUCGGAAAGAGCUGGACCUUCCUAGCAGGUGUUCUAGGGUUUGUCCUAGGCACCACACUCCUGAUACUCACUGCUAUAAAAUGCCCAACAUGGUGUAGCUAUUUGAUCAGCUACAGUCACCAUCGUCUGGAAGAAAAUGACUCAGAGAUGUUUGAGCAGGAGUUCUCAGCUGACACGAGUUCUUCUCCUACAGUAUCAAACGAUGAAGAUCUCACAGUAAUCUUUGAAAAAAAUCAUGCAUUUGUGCCAGUGGAAGAUGGAUUUAUUGAGGAUAAAUACAUAGAUCUUACGUUAACUGAGGAGAGUUAA
Molecule: messenger RNA, 1239 nt
Organism: Apaloderma vittatum (bar-tailed trogon)
Lineage: Eukaryota; Metazoa; Chordata; Aves; Trogoniformes; Trogonidae
Gene: LRRC19
Product: leucine rich repeat containing 19
Biological process (GO): interleukin-8 production; positive regulation of non-canonical NF-kappaB signal transduction
Cellular component (GO): plasma membrane
Molecular function (GO): signaling receptor activity; protein binding
Source: RefSeq, a predicted model, not a curated record